Messenger RNA from Amphibalanus amphitrite, 2773 nucleotides. Its product is annotated as protoporphyrinogen oxidase-like. NCBI's taxonomy places the organism in Eukaryota, Metazoa, Arthropoda, Thecostraca, Balanomorpha, Balanidae. Gene Ontology annotation, cellular component: mitochondrial inner membrane. Gene Ontology annotation, biological process: heme biosynthetic process. The record is from RefSeq and is a predicted model, not a curated record. Gene Ontology annotation, molecular function: protoporphyrinogen oxidase activity, oxygen as acceptor. The coding region runs from base 220 to 1644 and encodes 474 amino acids. The transcript has 3 exons.
GCCAUCGUAAUCGGCGUGCGAGUUGCAAUUCACGGCGCAGGGCGCGAUGCCGCGCGAUGCUAGGGUGAAUUUCGGGGUGAAUUCGAGUUGAAUUUUGGAUCCUGUUGUUGAGGGCGAUUUUAUUGUUUUAUAAAAAAAAGAUUAUAAAGGCCAGCCGGACCAGUCUUAUCUGAGAGAAAUGCCUGCUACUGAGCACUGCUAGAGCUGAUUACAAGAUCAAUGGCUGGAGUGGUGGUGUUGGGAGGUGGUGUGGCUGGGCUGGCAGCCGCCCACUACCUACGGCAGUUGCGGCCCAGCUCUGCACUGCCCAUCACCCUGCUAGAGGCAGCAUCCAGUGUCGGCGGAUGGGUGAACACCACACGUCAUGUGGACGGCACUGUCUGGGAGCACGGGCCACGCACAGUGCGUCCAGCUGGACAGCAGGGCGUCAACACACUGCAGCUGGUGGAGGAGCUCCAGCUUCAGGACAGGCUCAAGAUAAUCCCAGCGGGUCAUCCGGCAACACUGAACCGGAUGAUAAUGACGGGCGGCCAGCUGCACCGGCUGCCCACCAGUCUGUGGAGCACCCUGCGGCCGCUGAAGCCGUUCCACCGGCCGCUGGCGCUGGCCGCCCUGCGCGAUCUCUGGGCGCCCGCAGAGCGCGGCCUCCAGGACGACAGCCUGUACGCGUUCGUGUCGCGUAGGUUCGGCGCCGACAUUGCCCAGUUCGCCGUGGAUCCGCUGGUGCGCGGCAUCUGCGCCGGCGACGCGCGUCAGAUCAGCGUGCGCUUCCUGAUGGACUCGCUGUUCGAGCACGAGCAGCGUCACGGCAGCGUGCUGUGGGGAAUGUGGAAGGAGCGGGGCCGCACCGCGCCGCCCGACCCCGGCGACAGCGAGCUGGCGCGCCGCGCUCAGAAGGAGCGCUGGAGCGUGUGGAGUCUGGAGGGUGGCCUGCGGACGCUACCUGAGACACUGGCCGAGAGAUUAGCGGCGGACGGAGUUAGUGUGCGGCUCGACUGCCCGGCGACAGAGUUACGACUGCGGCCGGACGGUGCCACGGUCCACACUGCGGCCGGGGAGCUGCACGCCAGCCACAUCAUCUCGGCGCUGCCGGCGCACGGGCUGGCUCCUCUGGUGACCGACCGGGCCGUGGCCGAGCCCCUGGAGCAGAUUGAGUCAGUCACCGUAGCCGUCAUCACACUGCAAUACGCCGGGCAGUUGUUGCGCCAGCCCGGCUUCGGCUAUCUAAUUCCCUCGUGUGAGCCUGCCGGCGGCGUGCUCGGUGUGAUUUUCGACACGUGCAGCUUCCCGCAGGGAGACCGCACCAUCCUAACGGUGAUGUCGGGCGGUGCAGAGAUGGAGCGGUGGUACGGCGCGCGGCCCGACCGGGAGCAGGUGCUGCGCGCGGCGCUGGACGAGGUGCGCCGCACGCUGGGCAUCACCGCUGAGCCCAGCCGUGUCUGUGUGCAGCUCCAGGAGCGCUGCAUCCCGCAGUACCGUGUCGGACACAAGGCGCUGGUGGCGCGGCUCAGGGACGCAGUGCGGGAGCGCCAGUGGCCCCUGCUGCUGGCCGGAGCGGCCUAUGACGGCGUCAGUGUCAAUGACUGCAUUCUGAGCGGCCGGCGAGCGGCGGAGGCCGUCAGCGCGAGUCUGGGGGAGGCGUGAAGCGGGUGAGUCGCGACCAAGGGGGAUACGGUGUUCAACGGUGUGUGGGAUGGGGUAUGCGAUUUGUCGCGGAAAGUAUUCCUCGAUGUAAGUAUGGUGGUGGAUUUGGACCUGUGUUCUGUAUAGCGCCACGGUAUAAAGUUUCAAAAAUGCCAAUUGAUUGGGAUUUUUAUUUGUGCUGUGACGCUGCUGUUUUGAUAUCCUCCCAGUGUUACGUAAUUCCAACAAUGCCCGACACUUGUUUAUGGGGCACUUUGAUGCAGCUAUUUCGUUCGGAAGCGUGCAAAUAUCGCCUAGUGAUUUCGUUUAUUGUCGGCUGACCUGGAACCCAGACUUGAAGUGGGUGGCAGUGUAGGCGCAUAUUCGUUUUUUUCUGUUGUUAAAUGCCGUUUAUAAUUCACUUUAAUAAGCUUCCUAGGCUUCUUUCCCGGCGUACUGCACGUUUGAUACGAUAUUAAAUGUUACCAAUGAUUGUAUAAUUACGCUGGUGAUCGUUGGGAGGUCGUGGCGUACAAGAAUUGGAUACACAAAUGUGUUUUCAGUCAUGGCGAUGCAAGGCGUAGUACUAUGCCCCUACGUCAUAGCCAUUAACAUUAGUGCCACCGGUUUGGUGCAGCUGUGAAGUGUGAUACGGUGCAGCUGUGAUACGGUGAAGUCCAUGUGAAUUGUGAAGUCUACCUCUUACGCUGCUCAGGCCAACGCUUGCACCGUAAGAGAAUACACAUCUAUACCUGGUACCCAGACUGUGACAGCAUGCAGUUUUUGUGACCAAGCGGAAAUGGAUGUCCUUUAACUGCCAGUAGCUCCCGAGAUAGACAGUCCGUCAAACUAGCAACACUGUAAUUAUAGUGACAUCUGUAAUAAACUAACACGUCUGUAACCAUAACACCUGGCGGAAGAGAGCUACAGACUAGGCAGAGGGCGGAACACAUGACGACAGAGGUCGAGUAAGCGUAGGUUGGCCGCCGGCGACCGAGACUUCAUCUGCAGACACCUGCGGCAUACUAACAGGAGCCACCUAACUAAUUACACAGAACAUAAAUAGCGCGCCGCCCGCCUUCGAUAAGCAUCUGCCGACAUUGCACGUAGUUCAGCGCUCCAGGUAUUACACACCGCCGCAGCGCAGCGU